This is a messenger RNA of Cynoglossus semilaevis (tongue sole), 6898 nucleotides long. It is a transcript of the gene casp8ap2, whose product is annotated as caspase 8 associated protein 2. The transcript has 11 exons. The record is from RefSeq and is a predicted model, not a curated record. Bases 348 to 6092 code for a protein of 1914 amino acids. Gene Ontology annotation, biological process: Fas signaling pathway; extrinsic apoptotic signaling pathway via death domain receptors. Gene Ontology annotation, cellular component: mitochondrion; PML body. Gene Ontology annotation, molecular function: transcription corepressor activity. NCBI's taxonomy places the organism in Eukaryota, Metazoa, Chordata, Actinopteri, Pleuronectiformes, Cynoglossidae.
UGCCGCUCUGUCUCUGCGAGGAGACCAACUUUCUGCUGCACAACCGCGGCGUUUUCUGAUUUUAGCGCUCUGAUGUGACUAACGGACGCGUGAAAGUUUAAGCGUAUUCAGAGUGAAACGGUUCUUCUUUGGGUUUUGUGCCCAAGUUUGAGGAUUAUUUCUGGAAACCAAAGGAGCUACAAGAAUACACCCAGGGUAGUGACAGACCGCGGGAAAAUGUCGUUACUUCCUGUACAGUGAAGUCUUGGCGCGACAGCACGGUAGUAAACAAAAAGAAAAAGUGGGGAGAACAGCUAACAUCAACACGUGGUUCUUUUGGAGCUGAUCCCUUGAGGUGUUGAGUGAAAAUGGAAAUCCCUGACAACAGCGGCGCCUGUGCUCUCUCAGUACCUGGUGUAAAUGAAAACUCUGUGGACAUCUAUGAAGACUUGGACGGUGGUUUACCCAGUAAUGCAGAUAAGUCACCCUCCAGUACUGCUCAAGUGAAGGAGUCAAUGGACCUGUAUGAAGAGUUUGUUACAGAAGAACAGCAAAGCAAGGAGAAAUCGUACACAGAGCUGAUGUCCAGAUUUCAAGCGGCACAAAACCAAAUCAAAGAGCUGCACAAGAGAUUGGAACAGAUGGAAACACAGAACACGGGAUUAAACACUGAGAACUUUCGUUUGAAAAAGAACAUCUCUGCGCUCCUAAAGACAGCAAGACAGGAAGUGAUACGUAAAGAUGCCGAGAUUCAGAGGCUGAAUCAAAUGUCAGAGAAGGGUCACCAUUAUUAUAAUAACCAUCGGGAGAAAACGUCUUUCAACCUCAACUCGAAGAGCAUUUCCAGCAAUAGGCCGCAACCACUUCCCCUACCUCCACCAAGUUCAUCAAGUGGCCCAGUUCCACCCUCUACUCCUUGUCCUCAUCCUCCACCACCUCUUCCUCCUCUACCACCACAGUCCAAUUCUUGUCCCCCACCACUGCCUCCACAUCCACCGACUCAGAAUCAGCGUCUGUUGUCAAGAACAGAAAGCUGUAGUUUAAAUAAACAAGCGUCGUCAACUGAGGCACAAGAAUCGAAACAGGCGUCUCACGGUCAUUCAAGAAGUUCUUCCCGAGGAAGCUGUGAAAUGCCAAGUAAACACGCCGGACAUAAGUCCAGCAGCGGUUCCUCGAGCUCGCGGAAUGAAUCAGAAAAACACAAGUCCAGACACAGAGAGGAUAAAUAUUCAAGUUUCAGGUUAUCUGAGCAUACGGAUAGGCGACCUCGAACCACUUCGCAUCCCGACAAGGACUCUCACACCGAGACAAACAGGUCUCAUAAAAAAGACAAAUAUUCAGGACAAAAGAACGAGGCCGUUUCUGCUAAAAACAAGAGCUACGUAAAUGCCGACGGUCAUCACAGGUCAGACAGGAGUAAAAGCCCUCCGUCGGAGCGUUCACGCUCUCCAUCUUCUUCUGGAAAUAUUAAAAGUUCUACUCAAGACAAGACAAAUCCAAAGCCUAAAUUUGAGCCAACAGACUCUGAACAAGGCGCGGCUCCGAGAUCUAAAGAUCACCACAGCCGAGACCCUAGGAGAAACUCUAGUCACGAUGGGCAUCAUACAAGUUCAGACUCCAAGAAACCAAAAAAAAGUGCUUCGCCACAACGCAUAGAACGUUCCGCGAGCUCUCAUAAGGAUAAAGGAGAGCGACAAAAGAGGGAGGAAAAGAGACACGAGGACAAAAUAAGAAGGAAGCAUAAAAUAAGCACACCGAACAAGAAUAAGAAAGAUAAAAGGAGAUCGAAAGAGUCCUCGAAAGGAAAACCGAAUCACAACACUAAAGAAACCCAGGAAACGAAACAAAAAGCAUCGUCUAAAGAACCGCACGGCACAGAGGGGAGCCGUGUGGAUGAAAACAGUCCAAACAGGAAACUGUGUUUCAUGGAAACAUUGAACUUAACAAUUUCACCAAUCAAAAAGUCAGCGCUGUCAACCGUUCCUGACCAGGACCACGACCAGGACCACGACCAGGAGGAGGACCUUCAAAAACAAGAGAAAACGGUAGCCGGAAACGGAACAGAUGAUGAGGGUUUACAGUUAUGCAGUGAAGACAUGUGUGUCAUUGAUGAAGUGGACAGCAGUGAAGUUAAAGCAGAGAAUGACACAGAGGAAUGUGCACCCGUAUCCGAAGAGCUGAGCUCCGAAACAACACACCGGAGUUGCGACGAUGCUAAAAAUGCAGAAGAAAAGGAUCGUUGUCCCAGCGACUCUGGUCAAGCGCCGGAAGACAACAUGGGCAAAACUGACACGGACAAAGGACAAAUCCCGCAACGUUCAGACAAUCCGGGGACUCUCAAGUCACCGAAACCACUAGAGGGCAGUGUUCAUCAAUCCACAGAGGAUGACGUCUCCAACAGUCUUGUCUCCAACAGCCUCGACGUUACAUCUGAAGCAGCGGAGGUGACUAAACCUGUGAGUGACACAUGUGAAAGCACCAUAAAUUUACCAAAGACGAACCCGGAAGACGACGCCAGCGCUGCACCUGACCUCAACAUGCUGGAGACCGAACAAGUACAGGAAUGUGUGUCUGUUGAUUCGUCUAACACAGACGUCAAGGCAUCCACUUCAGUAGAACACCAAGAAGCCGAAAGGUCUCUCAGUGUCGGAAGUCCGACUUCUGCCGCCAUUUUAGACCAAGACCGUCAAGAAGACUUCCACCCCGUAGCCUCAUUAAGUCCCAGGCAAGAAAGUAGUGCGUGUCCCAAGGACGAGUGUCCUGUGGACGCAGACGCUGUAUCCAGCACAAUAAGCCUGGAAUCGGUCCCCCAAGAAGGCCUGAGUUUACCCGAGGCCAUUUACAUGCUCACACAGACCAAUGACGAAGUCGGCGACAGCGACGCCGCGGCUGAACCGAGCUCCUCCGUUGGUUGUAUCGCAGUGUCCAAAGUGAGCAGCACCACAGAGGAGGUGGUGUCACCGGGGAAGUCCUGCAGCCUCACGGUCACGCCAAAAAAGGAGUUCACUCCGUCAAAGAGGCACGACGGCUACGCCGAGCCCUCCAGUUCGGUACUGGUGUUUAUUGAUGAGGACUCAAUGAUGCGCACACUGAGUAGCCUGAAGGGAAUCCCUGAUGUCAUUAGCCCUAUAAAGAGCCCCAUGCGGAUGACCAAGAGAAGCCAUCUUCACGGCAAACUCGGUCUCGUCAAAAGCCUCCAGAAAGAUUUUUCAAGUCCUCCUGCUGAUAAAAAAUUGGAUGUAAACAAAGAAAACAAAUCUCCGGGUUCGCCGGCGGAAAAGAGAUCGGAUCUACUUCCAGUUCUCUCUGACACCGAACUGGAGGAAGGGGAGAUUUUAAGCGAGAGCGACGAAGCCGCCGCUGCUUCCCCAUCUCCAGCCAACAAGAGGGCGAAGUUGAUCCUGCCCGUCAGGAAAAAGACGUCCCCCAAAUCCGUGCUGAAGAGCAAAUGUGAUGAAAGAAGCGUCGGCUCCAAAGAAGCUAGCGAGACGACAAGCGGUUCGUCACGCAGUCCCAAGAGUCGCUUCAAAACCGUGUGUCCCGCGUCCGCCAAAGCUUCUUUCUCCACCGUAGAGGAAGUGAUGGAAACAUUUAAGUUGGUUCGCAGUGAGAUCCGGAAAAAGUACAUGAAACUUCACAAGACCUUCCCCAGGAGAAGCUUCUACGGCAUGAUGGAAAAUUUUCAGGAGUCCUUUUUAGAUUUUGUGAAUGGGGCAAACUUUUGUCAAAUAUGCAUCCAGGUGGGGGAGCUAAAGUCUAAACUGAAAAAGAUGAUCACAUCUGUUUUUACCAAAGUCUCAAACAACGGGAUCGUGAAAAGAAUAUUUGAACAGCAAGCGGUGGAUCUAAAGCAGAGGUUGUGGGACUUUGUGGACGUCCAGGUCGACUACAUGUUCAGGGACAUUUGCGUGUUGCUGAACAGCUUUUGUAAACCAACAAGAGCUCACGAAGACGACAAAAGGCCCAGUAAGAAUGAGAAAAUCCCUGGACCUCCUGCACUACACAAAUCCCCCAAAAAGGAUUUACAGUCUCCCCCAUCCAAACCCAAUCACAUCAAGCCGGCAGCUCCGGUGCCGUACCCAACAGGGCUCGGAAGCAGAGGCAAAGAUAUACGAAUCAUGCAUGAAGAAAAAGACUGCAGUGAUGACCCACCGCAGAAAAACUCCCCUCAGAAAAGAACCAUAAUUAACUUUCUUCCCCCCAGAAACGUAACUUUAACGCCGGAGAAAAGUAACGCCUCUUUACUCGACAAAACAGACUUUGAGCUCCUCACCGAACAGCAAGCGUCCAGUUUAACGUUCAACCUGGUGAGAGACUCUCAAAUGGGAGAAAUUUUCAAAUGCCUCCUGCAGGGAUCGGAACUGUUGGAACACAGCAACAUCACAGGAGAGAGCACGUCCUGGUCUCUGGGCACUCCGAGGAAGGACGGAGACAGGAUCAUUGGCAUUACGACGCCAACUAAAUUCGACUUCCCAUCGAAGCUGCUCAGCCCAAGCAGAUUUACCACCCCUCCAAAGCUUGUCCCUUCGUGGUCCAGCAUUUCACCGUGCAAGGUGUCGUCACUUCAGACCAAAGACCGGAGCCACCCGAAUCCAUCGUUUCUUGAUGAAAGCUGCUUACUGGAGUUGCCGUCGGGGAAUAAACCGCCUCAGUCGAGAUUGGCUUCCGAAAAGUCGUACUCCAUACUGGCUGAAGACCUGGCCGUCUCUCUCACCAUCCCAUCGCCCCUGAAGUCAGAGGGUCACCUCAGCUUUCUGCAGCCACCACGCGCACCCGUCAUGUCCACGCCAGACAGCGUCAUCAGUGCGCACAUAAGUGAGGACGCCCUGCUGGAGGGCGAGGACGCUUCGGAGCAGGACAUCCAUCUCAGCCUCGACACAGACAACUCCAGCGGAGGCUCCAGCAGCGGCCUGGUACCGGCAGAGCGCGUCACGUCUUUCGUUUUCAAGCCCGACGUCCCCAUGCAAGCGCUAGUGAUGGAAAAGUCCAACGAUCAUUUCAUCCUGAAGAUUCGCCCGACAACAACCGCACUCGCAGAUGUCACCCUGAAAGCAGAUGAGAGCUUGAGUCAAACACUGAUUGAAGCAAAUCCGCAUCACGCAGACGGAGAUGCAGCAAAUGAGGCAGAUGAAGCAAAAGCUUCCGACUCGGGGGAAAAGUCUCCGAACAAUAGGUCGCCGUCCAGUGCUGCUCUAAAUGUAAAGGUUAAUUUUAGCUUAGCUGAAGAUUUGGAAACAUCUCAAAGACCAGCAGGUCCAGAGGUCUAUCGAACUCAAAGUAAAAAAUCAGCAACAUCAAAUGGUCCAUCCUUCAUAAAUUAUAUAUCUUCAACCAAAUCACAGAAGUUGUCCAAGUGUCGGAAGGACAAUCCAUCAAAAAACAACAGUUUGCACAGAGACAGCCUAGAUCCUGUCUCGGUGCAGAUCAGCCGGAUGAGCCUCAGGGAUGAUAUCCCCUCCGACAAGAAAAAAAGCCAAAAAGGAGAUGCCCAGAAUCACAAAAGUCCUGUGAACGUCAAUUGCACAGGUGGACAAGAAAUGGCUAGUCCUUCAACAAGUGCAUUUUCAGAUAGUUCUCAUCACUCUCCUGCCAAUAGCUCUCAAACUAAACGAAAGCGUCGAGUUUCCCCGUCACCAGUGUCAGACUCAAGGAAAGACAAGAAGAAGGCGUCACAGUCAAAGACGAAGCCCAGGAGCGAGGAGGACGUUGACGCGAUACCAGAGACCGAACGGACGAAGCAUGACACCGUGAGAAAACGGAAGAAGCACCGAGGGGAACCAGAACCGAAGCGGCGCAGAAAAACAGAGUUGGACAGCCCGGAAGCGUUGGAGUCCACCCCCGCAAAAGACAACGGCGUGUCAACGGCCUUCUCGCCAACUCUGUCCCCCAAUAGUCUGUCGGCGAAGAAUGUUGUCAGGAAGAAAGGCGAAGUGGUGAUGUCAUGGUCAAAAGACGAAGAUCGGACCAUUCUGCUGGAGCUGAAGACGAGAGGCGCUUCCCGCGAGACUUUCGCUGCUCUGUCGGACAAACUUAACAAGCCCUCGUCACAGGUCGCUCACAGGUUUUAUCAGCUCAUGAAGAUUUUCAGAAAGCAGGAGAAGAAGGACGUCUGAAGCCUCGCUCAGCGUUGGUUGUUUCGGGUUUAGCUUGAGUUCUUUUUUUACGGGCAAAGUUGUAGGUUUUGGAGCCCCACUCACUGUUCUGUGAAGUUUUACGAUCGGAGGUACAACAGAUAGCAAUAUGUUUGUCACUUUUUGGGUUUAACUCUUUACAGUCUCUAUAUAAACAAUAGGUUGAUGUGAAGGAUAAUACGAUCCAUACAGUGUUACUACAUUGGAUGCACUUUUUUGUUUUUGUCCACAACUUACAUGGUGCAAUCAGUACUCCAGUAUCAGUGUGUAAUCGGAGCAUACACGUCGCAAGUACUGUCUCUAUACCACAUUCUACCUCUCAACGUUCUAAGACAUUGCACAACUGUUGGCACGACAAACUGAUUUUCACAUAUGAUACCCAACAUUGGUUUUUCCUCUUGAAUCAGCUUUUUGGACUGUGACAAACAUUACACGUAUAUGUAUGUGUAUUAGUCCACGUGACUUUCUGUUCCUGGAAACCACUGAACUAUUAUAAAUAUGGGAGGUUCACCCACGUUCUUAUACAUAAGUGGUUUUAAACUUAUAUGUUUUUCGAAAAAUGGUUGAGUUUGCAUGGUGUGUGUUCGUGCCCUAUAAUGUUCUUAAAGGAUUUAAUCAAGAUUUGUUUAUACUGGUUGAAGAGCAGUGCGAAAUACAGUUGUAAAAUUUAAAAAAAGUUAGGGCAGUUUUUUUGUUUUUUGGCGUGUGGCGCUAACAGGCGGUAUAGUUUUCAACGCUGUGAAUAUUGUACAUAGUUCUUUACUGAAAAUAAAGUAUUAUUUAUUUAC